This is a messenger RNA of Apis laboriosa (Himalayan honeybee), 2939 nucleotides long. RefSeq names its product cell division cycle protein 123 homolog. The coding region runs from base 72 to 1055 and encodes 327 amino acids. The transcript has 7 exons. Lineage: Eukaryota; Metazoa; Arthropoda; Insecta; Hymenoptera; Apidae. Gene Ontology annotation, cellular component: cytoplasm. The record is from RefSeq and is a predicted model, not a curated record.
AAUAAAUUUUAAAAUUUAUAUCAUAUAUAACGAAAUAACUUGAAAAAUAUUAAAAUCAAGCAUUAAUUAAUAUGGUCAAUAUUUUAAAACCUGAAUGUUCUUUUACAUCAUGGUAUCCUUUAUUUUGUAAAGAUUCUUUAAAAGCAACAAUUAUUUAUAUUCCUGACGAAGUUCUUAAAUAUUUGGAACAUGGUGCAUUUAUUUUACCUGUUGAAGCAACAAAUACAAUUUUACAAAAUGCAGAAUGGAUGGAUGGAUCUCCAGUAAUAAAUGAUGAGCAUUUAUUUGAGGUUCAACCAACAUUUCCACAAUUUAGUCAACAAAUUCAAAAUGUUAUAGAUGAAUAUGGUGCAGUUUUUAUAAAAAGUAAUUGGAGUUCACCUUUGGAUGCAACUUGGGUUGCACCAACUAAAACAUUAAAAUGCAAAACAUUGGAAGAAAUAUAUUUAUUAUUAAAAAGUUCAGAUAGAAUUGCUAAAGAUUUGAAUAAUGCAAAAAAUUAUUUGGAUUAUGAAACUCCUAUAAAAUCUUGUCUUAUAUUAAAGAAAUGGAGAGAUAUUAAUCCCUGUACAGAAUUUCGAUGUUUUGUAAUACAAAAUGAACUUAUAGCAAUCAGUCAACGAGACAUAUCACAAUAUCAUAGUUAUAAUGAAUCAGAAAAAUAUAACAUUCAAACAGAUAUCAAAAGCUUAUUUAUGGAACGUAUUAAAGAUAGAUUUCCAUUGAAUAAUUAUUCAUUUGAUGUUAUACGAUAUAAAAAAGAAAAAGUAAAAAUAGUUGAUUUUGGUCCUUUGGAUGAAUCUGUUGUCAAAGGAACACUUUUUACAUACGAAGAACUACAGAAUCUUGUAGAAAGUACUCCAGAAUUUAGAUUUAUUGGCGAAGAAAUUGGUAUUCAACCAAAAAUUCCAAAUCAUUUUUGUAUUCCACAAGAAAUAAAUGAAUUUUUUCAAUCUAAUGAAAAUACAAUGCUAUUAGACAUUAUUCAACAAGAGGUGGAAAAUCAACGAAAUGAAUUCGAAAAUGUUAAUUCUAAUAGUUUGGAACAUGAUUAAUGUACAUUUGAAAAACAAAAAAAUAAAUAAGUGAAUAAUUGUACACUUAAAAAACAUUUUUAAAUACAGAACUUUCACUUUUAUUCUGCCAGACCCUCUUCUAUCAUUACAUUACAUAAAACGAUUAAAGGCUAUCCUACCGCUUAAAAGAAUUAUCAUAAUAUUGCAAUAUUUUUCGAGUCAUCGGCCUUACCGAGCGAUGUCCUUUAUAUAGAAAAUAUCUUGUUUAUGUACAAUAUGCAAUCCUUAAUACUUCGAUUUGAAAAAGGAUUUUCGAUAUAUGUACCUCCGGACAAAUUAAUACGCUGUACAGUCAUAUCCACGGAGUAUUUUUUUGUUUUUUCUUCAUUAUUUUCUGACAAAAAAACAACAAGAGCGAGCAAUUACAUUGAUCGAUACUUAUCAAUUUCUGCGAUUUUACAUUUUACAUUUCCUGAUAUAUUUGCACAUGAAAAAUAUUUGAUAGUAGCUUUUAUAAUUGUAAAUGUUAUUUCAAUUCUUUUUUUAUUUUUAAUGAUUUAUCUAAUUGUCGAUAAUUCGAUAUAAUUUUUAUGAAUUUUAUAUAUCUAUUAUUUCAUAUAUCAAUUAUUAAAAAGAAAGAGAAAAGAAAAGAAAAUAGUUAUUUAUUUACUAAAAUUUAAGAGAGGUUUUAGAUGCCAAUAUCGACAGUAAGAGUUAAAAAUAUUUAAACUAUCUAACAUACAACUUUACUAUAGAAUUAAUUAAUAUUUUAAUUCGUGAGUGUACGCAUUCAUUGUAUAAUCAUAUUUUGGUUGUCUGUUCAGAUGUAUAUGACGUGUAUACAAGUACUUCAUCAUUUAAUAUUUAUAAAUUUAAGUUACAAUUUCAUCUCUUUACGACUAGACUCUCAAUCAUACAAUUAUACAAUCAAUUAAAAAAAAUAAGAAAAUUAUUAUAAUCAUAUUUUUCUACAAAAUACAUAUUAAUAUUCUGACGUUAAUCAUAAAAAAUGUAUUGGUAAUUCGAAAAUAAAUUUUCAGUUUAAAUGAAUAAAAUGAAUGGCAAAAUCAAUCCAUAAAAUAUCAUAUAAGAUCAUGUAAUUUUUUUUUAGAUUUUUUAAUUUCCAAGUUAUACUGUACCAAUGGUUUUUGUACGGAUUUAUAACAGCAGAACGAUCUUAAAAGUCUAAAUUCAAUAGUUUCAGUUCGAAACAUGCGUGUAUCAGAAUAUGUGAAAAUAACGAGGCCUUUAGCAUUCAUCGAAAUUACAAAGGAAUAAUAUGUAAUCGUAUGGAGAAAACUACGAAGUUUGCAAGUUUAUGCAUAAUUUUUUUCACUUAACGCUAGUCAAAUAUUUACAUAUAAAUGCUGAUGCGAGUGUAUUCACAUGUAAAUAUCGAUUCUACGUUAAAUAUAAUUAAUGAUGCGUUAGAUCGAACCGUAGUCUUCAUUGAACAAACAUUUUCCGACUGGUCGUGUAUCUCGAAAAUAUGUAUUAUUAAUGUUUUAUAUAAUUACAGUACAUAUGUAUAAUGGUAAUGUCUAGAAAAGAAAUGUUCCCUUCAUUCGUAUUUUUCUUUACUGCAUUUUUUUAAAUGUAUAUACAGAGAAGCAGAUCUUUCAUGAUUCUCUUGCUUUUUUCGGACAUGACUGUACUGGUGUCUAUAUUAUUUUUUCCCUUUUUUCCCGUUUUUUUAUUUUUAUUUAUUUAUUUUUUUAACAACUUCGUCCUCGGUUUAUGUGGCUUUUCGUCUCUCUUCGGUUUCUUCCGUCCUUUUCUAAUUAUUUAAUUUCUCGAUUUUCAAUUGAUUUGUGCUAAACGACAAUAUGUAUUUUAAUGAAUGUACGUUUUGCAGUGCACGGCCGUUUUGUUUACACAUUCUCUCUCUCUCUCUCUCUCUCUCUCUCUCUCUCUCUCUCUCUC